GCUUGGAGUCAAGCAGCAACAACGAGAAACGAUGGAUCGCUGGCUGAAACUAAACUGAAAGUGAAAGGGCCAACGCGCGAAUGGCCGAGAAUUGCUACCUAUAACCAAAAAUUUUAGUGCUUAUUCAAAUUCCAGAUAGUGGUAAUUAAUACGGUUAUUUCAAAUAAGUAAUGUUUUUAUUUGUUGAGUAUUUACUAUUUUAGUUAUUCUUAUGAAGAUGGCAGCUCCAGAAGAGAUAGAUAAUCAAUCCAAUACACGUCCAAUCAACUUGAAAUACAAGUUUGAAGCCGGGGAAAAGGUACUCUGCUACCAUGGACCUUUGAUUUAUGAGUCAAAAUGUCAGCAAGUGAGGAUUUGUGAAGAGGACAACACUCCCGAAUAUCUUAUUCAUUAUUUGGGAUGGAACAAGAAUUGGGACGAAUGGGUAGAAGAAAGUAGAAUACUGAAAUAUAAUGAUGUUAACGUAAAAAAACAGCAGGAGUUGGAACGAGCUCAAUCUAAAGGGAAGGAAAGAAGAAAGGUUAGAAGGAGAGGUACCAGUACGGAAACCAAACAAUCUGAUUCGAAGGAAUUGAAAAGUUCCGACUCCAGCUCCCAAGCUCCAGGCUCUUCUAAUCCAAUUAAAGGAGAUAUUUCGCAGCCAAUAGUAAAAGAAGAAAUUUCGCAGCCAAUAGUAAGAGAAGAAAUUUCGCAGCCAAUAGCAAAACCAGAGCAAAAUAAGACUGAUGAUGAGCCCACUCCAGUCAAUCAAAUACAAUUGGAAAUGAGAGAAGGCCACACUGAUAAGAUCAAUGAUGAAAAUAGUUGUGUAUCCAACUUGAUCACGAACAUUAAACAAGAAUUCGAUGCCGACAGCGAUCAGUCAUGUUCUGUUAAUAUCAAAGUGGAAGAUGAAUGUAGGCCUAUUGAAGGUGGUACAUCAACAGAUAAAGACUUGCAACGGACAUCAUGCAGAUCGUCAUUGGAACCUGCUAUCUCUUCUCCACAGUUAGAAACAGCAAACAUAACAAUUAAGAUAGAAUCUGGAAUUUCGGAUUCUGAAAUGGAUUGCGACGUAAAACGUGAAGAACUUGCUAGCAGUCACGCCGAAGUUGAAAAGAAUCCUCCUUCCGGAGAGAGCGACGUGGAAUUGCAAAAAUCUGAUGAUGUGCCAGCGAAAAUAAUGCGGAGAAGAGCCUCUGCAAGUGAAGCAAGUUCCUCCGAAGAUGGAGCAGAUGCUUCUCCUGUGAAGAGGAGGCAUUCGGUCGACUCGAAUCCCUCUCCGUCAGAAGAGUCUCAAGAAACGUUCCGCGCAACCCUCAGGCAAGAAACUGAUGAUCCAAUCGACGUAGACGCGACUGACGACGACGACGACGAUGAUGACUCUACACCUAGCCUAUUAGACCUAGCUAUGUUCUCAGCACCUCGACGAAAACCUUUCACAUUACCCGAAGAGAUGAUGAAUUAUGUAAUUGAUGACUGGCAUUUCGUGAAUAAGCAACGAAAGGAAUGUGACGUCACAACUUGGAAGUGUGGAGGAGGAGUUUAUCAUAGGAUUAUCAUCACGUAUUGUGUUCAUAUGAAAGGAAGAAAACGCAUGCCGCAUCCAGAUCAUGUUUUCACACAAAAUGCCAGUUCGUGUGAGGCACUAUAUAUCGUUAUGUUGGCUGCCCUCGAGGUUUCCGGCGAAGGAAAUUUUUGAAAGUUUCAUUUCAUGCGAGUCAUGUCACGAAGAUUUACC
Nilaparvata lugens (brown planthopper) is the source of this 1720-nucleotide messenger RNA. RefSeq names its product AT-rich interactive domain-containing protein 4A-like. Lineage: Eukaryota; Metazoa; Arthropoda; Insecta; Hemiptera; Delphacidae. Gene Ontology annotation, biological process: regulation of DNA-templated transcription; chromatin organization. The record is from RefSeq and is a predicted model, not a curated record. The coding region runs from base 212 to 1681 and encodes 489 amino acids. The transcript has 8 exons. Gene Ontology annotation, cellular component: NuA4 histone acetyltransferase complex; nucleus.